AUGAAAAGCGUUGAGUGUCUGACCCGGAGGCCACUGACAUCAGCAGGGAGCUCUGGAGAGCAGGCCACAGGUCAAAAGGUGAAGGUUAUACAAGCUGAUUUCACUAAAAAUUCAGUAUACAAGAACAUUGAAGAAAGUCUGCAAGGCUUGGAUAUUGGUGUUCUGGUUAACAAUGUUGGAAUGCUUCAUAAUCCUCUUCCUUGCCGUUUCCUUAAUGGACCAGACAUAGAUGAGAGCCUUGUCAACUGCAACAUGAUUUCGGUUAUAAAGAUGACAAAGAUAAUUUUGAAGCAGAUGGAGUCAAGACAGAAGGGUCUUAUUCUGAAUCUGUCCUCUGGUUUGGGUACUUUCCCUUGUCCAUUAUACACAAUGUACUCAGCUUCUAAGGCUUUUAUAAGCACUUUCUCCAAAGCACUACAAGCAGAGUAUAAGGCCAAGGGAAUUAUCAUACAGGUCGUGGCUCCUUAUGGUGUUUCUACUCCAAUGACAAUGCACCAAAAACCUGGUCUUAUUACAAAGAGGGCAGAAGAGUUUGUUAGUGAGUCACUGGAUUAUGUCACCUUUGGAGAUGAGAUUUUUGGAUGUUUAGCCCAUGAAAUGCUGGUAAUUGAAUUUGAGUGU
Eurypyga helias (sunbittern) is the source of this 621-nucleotide messenger RNA. RefSeq names its product hydroxysteroid (17-beta) dehydrogenase 3 (gene HSD17B3). Gene Ontology annotation, molecular function: oxidoreductase activity. Lineage: Eukaryota; Metazoa; Chordata; Aves; Eurypygiformes; Eurypygidae. The record is from RefSeq and is a predicted model, not a curated record. The annotation marks the transcript as partial. The transcript has 8 exons. Gene Ontology annotation, cellular component: endoplasmic reticulum.